Messenger RNA from Candida albicans SC5314, 1296 nucleotides. It is a transcript of the gene RNH35, whose product is annotated as ribonuclease H2 catalytic subunit. The transcript has a single exon. Gene Ontology annotation, biological process: DNA replication, removal of RNA primer; mismatch repair. Gene Ontology annotation, cellular component: ribonuclease H2 complex. The record is from RefSeq and is a predicted model, not a curated record. Bases 1 to 1296 code for a protein of 431 amino acids. Gene Ontology annotation, molecular function: RNA-DNA hybrid ribonuclease activity; RNA binding. NCBI's taxonomy places the organism in Eukaryota, Fungi, Ascomycota, Pichiomycetes, Serinales, Debaryomycetaceae.
AUGUACUUCUCUGUUCAGCCAUUACUUGGGCCGACGCGUGUUGAAUGUUUUCGCGCGACAUCUCCAGCUUGUUUGUUUACUUUGAUUCCUCAUUCCUUUCUCCCACAAAAACUUUUUUUUCAAAUAGAUUUAUCAGAUCUUGUUCCUAGUUCUUUUUUUUGUGGAAGUUAUAUAGAAAAGUUUGAUAACAUGGCAUCUGCAAUAGCAUUGGAAUCUCCAGAUACAGUAUUACUUGAUGCAUCCCUCAAGAGAAAGGUUGAUGAAGUUACUGAAGAUACCCCAACAACAACAGAGUCAGUAGAAGCAACAGAAAGUGAUACAAAUAAGAGAUCCAAACUUGCAAUUUCAUUAGAUUGGCUACCACCAUCCGUGACCAAUAUUGAAGAUCCAUUCAAAUUUGCAAGUUCUACUUAUCAUUCAGAAAUUCCUCAAAGUAUUCUACAAAACAAGACUGAACCAAUUGUACUUGGUGUUGACGAAGCUGGGAGAGGACCAGUAUUGGGUCCCAUGGUGUAUGGGAUUGCAUAUUCUCUAGAAUCAUUUCUGUCCAAACUUCAAAAAGAAUAUGGCUUUGCUGAUUCCAAAGUAUUGACAGAUGUGAAAAGAGAAGAAUUAUUCAAGCAAAUUGAGGAUCCAGAUCAUGAAUUGCAUAAACACAUUGGAUGGGCUACCACAACGAUGACCGCUAGAGACAUUUCUAGUGGUAUGUUACAGUCAGUAAAUGGUAAAGGAGCUUACAAUUUGAAUGAACAAGCACAUGAUACUACUAUUAACUUGAUCAAACAAGUAUUAGCUAAAGGUGUAAAGAUAUCGAAAAUAUUUGUCGAUACUGUGGGUCCGCCAGUAACGUAUCAAGCCAAACUAAAAAGAUUCUUCCCAGAAAUUGAUGUCACAGUAACGAAAAAAGCCGAUAGCAUUUACCCAAUAGUGAGUACAGCCUCUGUUGUUGCUAAAGUCACAAGAGAUACAAACAUAAAGUUCUAUAAUGAAAACUUGCCACUUUUACAAGGCCAAAAAUUGGGUUCAGGUUAUCCCAGUGACCCUAACACCAGCAAAUGGCUCAAUUCCAACGUUGAUCCAGUGUUUGGUUGGUGCUAUGGCUUUAUUAGAUUUUCAUGGCAAACGGCAAAAGAUAGUUUGGUUAAAAACAAUGCCGCAGAAGUUGUUUAUGAAGAUCAAGGUAAGGGGGUAGAAAAAGGCUAUCAAGAUGUGUUUGCUAUGAUAGAUAAAAAGAAAGAUAAUAGUAAGCUUAAAAGGAACUACUUUUGUAGUAGUAGUAAUGUAAACUUAUUAUAG